Phlebotomus argentipes is the source of this 4065-nucleotide messenger RNA. RefSeq names its product guanylate cyclase 32E-like. Gene Ontology annotation, molecular function: protein kinase activity; peptide receptor activity; ATP binding. Lineage: Eukaryota; Metazoa; Arthropoda; Insecta; Diptera; Psychodidae. Gene Ontology annotation, biological process: protein phosphorylation; cGMP biosynthetic process; intracellular signal transduction. The transcript has 18 exons. Bases 333 to 4061 code for a protein of 1242 amino acids. The record is from RefSeq and is a predicted model, not a curated record.
CAAUGGAUACUCAUCGCCAUAAAUAUCAUUCAGUGACAAGAAACAUUCUCUUUGUGUGGACUUUUAAUGCACUGCCCACGGAGAAAGUUGAUCAACUCUUUGAAUAAGUGGUGAAAAUAAUUUACAGUGAGAACAACGUGAUUUAUGCAAGGAUAAAGAAGCAUUCAAGGAGUGUCAAAUUAUUAUAAAGUGCUGUGAAUUUCAAUAUUCCCAAAAUAACCAUUUGUAUUUUGUUAGAAUUUAAUGAAUAGCAAGUGAAGAAUAAGAAACACAGCAAAAAUCUGUGCCAAGAGUGAAAAGAAUCCGUGUAAAUUAUUCAGAAGAAUAGAGAUAUGAGUUGGUCAAUUUUAUUUACUCUUCUUUUGGGGCUUUUCGAACGUGAAGCAGCUCAAAAUACACCAGAAUUGAAUUAUUCGCCAUGGAGUGGAAUUAAUCGAACAGAGAACAUCACGAUAGGCUUCCUCGCCAGUUAUGUUCACACAAAGGUGGUCUUAGGCGCUCUUCCUCUCGCCGUGGAGGCUGUUAAUAGAGACUCUAGUCUUCUUCCUGGUCAUCGACUCCUCUUCAGGCCGGUGGACAUUGGAAAACCAUCAGCCUCAUCCUAUCGAGCCCAGCCAAUUCGCGCUAUGACACAGAUGAGGGACGAGGGAGUUGCAGCUUUUAUUGGGCCAGACGACAGCUGUACAACUGAAGCUCUAAUAGCGGCCGCAUGGAAUUUACCAAUGAUAUCUUAUAAAUGUACUGAUGCGGCAGUUUCUGACAAGAGUGUCUUCCAGACAUUCAGCCGCACUUUGGCGCCAGCCUCGAAGGUGUCAAAGAGCGUUGUGGCCCUCCUCAGUUCCUUCAAUUGGCACAAAUUUGUCCUGGUCUCCAGUUCGAGGACAACGUGGGGCUUCGAGAUUGCCUUAGCAAUCAAAACACUGGCCGAGGCAGAAAAUCUCACAGUGACAGAUUUUCGUGAAUACUCUGAAUACAUUCCAGCGAAAAUAACAGAACUGCAAAACAUCGUUACUGAGACGUACAAAAAAACACGAAUUUACAUUUUUGUGGGCGAACACAUCGCCAUGGUGGACUUUGUGAGAUGCUUGCAAAACCGAGAUCUCCUCCAGACUGGCGAUUAUAUGGUGAUAUCGGUGGAUGAUGAAAUUUACGAUCCCACCAAGAGGUCCAACAUCAUGGAAAGGGAGUAUUUGGACCCAUACCUCAAGAAAGUACGGAGUCGAGCGUUGGACAUUAAGUCAUUUCACUCGGUACUCAAACUAACACCAUCCUAUCCAUCCAACACGAACUUCAGUCAAAUCAGCGAGAAUAUAAGGAGCUACGCAACGCAGCCACCAUUUAGAGUGCCCUUCCAUCGGACCAUUUUUCGCAACAUUUCCGUCCCCAUCUAUGGUGUCCACCUUUACGACGCCGUUAUGAUCUAUGCUCGAGCAGCGACAGAAGUGAUUAGUGCCGGAGGGAAUAUCUACGAUGCGAAGGCCAUCAUGGAGAGAAUUGUGAAUCGCACAUACCACUCAAUACAGGGAUUCGAUGUUUAUAUCGAUGCCAAUGGCGACGCAGAGGGGAAUUUCACGCUCAUCUCCCUCCAAGAUGAGCUAUCACUGGCUCAAGCUCUCACUUCAGAUGCAGAAGAGCCAAGUCCUACCAGCAACCCGCUCAAGAUGUCAAUGCAGCCGGUGGGAUACUUUGUCUACAGCAGUCCAGCAAAUAUUCCGGAAUUUCGGUACAUCAACCCGCAGCGUACAAUAAAAUGGCUUAAAGGCGUCCCGCGGGCUGAGCCUGUUUGUGGCUUUGAUGAUGAGCUUUGCCAGCCGAAAAAUAAGGAUUGGCGCUAUUUGCUGUCCGGAGUCUGCGUUGCGCUGUUUCUGGCUGUGGCCGGAGCCUUCUUGAUCAAACACUAUCGCUAUGAGCAGACUUUGGCAUGUCUUUUGUGGAAAGUAGACCUCAAAGAAGUGACUUUCAUCACAACUGAGCAUCCAGAUUCAUCCAUCCGCAGCAAAAACCUGGUGCAAACUUGCAGACACAGUUUAAUUACCGGAGGGGGAGACACGUCCAAGAGAGCAUACACCACAAUAGGCCUCUAUCGUGGCAAUAUCGUGGCGGUGAAGAGGAUUCACAAGAGGAGUGUCGACAUCACGCGCGCCAUCAGAAAGGAGCUGAAGCAGAUGCGUGAGGUGAGACAUGAAAACGUGAUUUCCUUCAUUGGUGCCUCCGUAGAUCCCAAUUGUAUCGCCAUUCUCACUUCCUAUUGUCCGCGUGGGAGUCUCGAUGAUGUGCUGAGCAAUGAGGAUCUCUAUCUGGAUAACAUGUUCAUCUCGUCACUCGUCAGUGACAUCCUCAAAGGCAUGAUAUACAUUCAUGAGAGUGAAAUUGUGUCACAUGGCAAUUUGCGGGCUAGUAAUUGCCUCGUGGACUCGAGAUGGGUCUGUCAGAUUACCGACUUUGGCCUCCAUGAAUUCAAGUUAGGACAGGAAGAGCCCAACAGAGAAACUGUGGAAUUGGCGCGAAAUCUUUAUCGUGCGCCAGAACUCUUAAGACACCCAAAUCCACCAAGUCGAGGCACACAGAAAGGUGAUGUCUACAGCUUUGGGGUACUUUUGUAUGAAAUCAUCGGGCGAAAUGGGCCGUGGGGAGAGACGCAAAUGACCAAGGAAGAAAUCAUCCACAAAGUCCGAUCACCUGCCAAUGGAACGUACUACAGACCUCCACUGCGCUUCCUCGAGAUCCCGGAUUACGUGAAGCAGUGCCUCAAAUCGUGCUGGGAUGAGGAUCAAGAGUUGCGGCCGGAUCUGCGCUUAGUGAGAGUGAAGCUAAAGGAAAUGCAAGCAGGAUUGAAGCCAAACAUUUUCGACAAUAUGCUGGCAAUCAUGGAGAAGUAUGCUUACAACCUGGAAGGACUCGUUCAGGAGCGAACGAAUCAACUCACGGAGGAGAAGAAGAAAACAGAAGCCCUCCUGCAUCGCAUGUUGCCGAAAACUGUAGCUGAAUCCCUCAAAAGAGGCGAUCCUGUGGAGGCGGAGUGCUUUGACUGUGUCACAAUUUACUUCAGUGAUUUAGUGGGCUUCACCGAGAUGUGCGUCCAGAGUUCUCCUCUGCAAGUGGUCGAGAUGCUCAAUGACCUCUACACCUGCUGUGACUCCAUCAUCUCGAACUACGACGUGUACAAGGUGGAAACCAUUGGAGAUGCUUACAUGGUCGUCUCUGGCUUGCCCAUUCGCAAUGGGGAUCGCCAUGCCGGCGAGAUUGCCUCCUUGGCUCUGCAUCUCCUCAACAAGAUCUCCAAACUUGAGGUUCGCCAUCGUGCCGGAGAGCUCAUUCAAAUCCGCAUUGGAAUACACUCGGGACAGUGUGUAGCGGGCGUUGUGGGGGUGAAAAUGCCGCGAUAUUGCUUGUUUGGCGACACCGUAAACACCGCCUCGCGAAUGGAGAGCUCCGGCCUCCCACUGAAAAUCCACAUUUCCGAAGCCACUUACGACCUGCUGCAAAAUAUUGGUGGAUACAAAUUCGAGGAAAGAGGAUUGAUCCAGAUAAAGGGCAAAGGCGAAAUGAGAACCUAUUGGCUCCUGAGUGAGGACAUCAACAAGAAAAUCGAGCGCUUUGGUUCCAGUGACUUUGAUGAAACAUUCUACCAUCGCGUCGCUCCCGAUUUGAUCUGCACCACUGAACCCGAACCAAUGAAGAACAGCACACCGAACAAUUCCUAUUCGUCACUGAAUCAGCGCGCCAGAAUGUCUUACUCCAGCAUUUUGUCCUACAAUGGUGGCGGCGAUAAGCAGAUGCCCGUCGGGAACUUCUCCAAGGCACUGAGCAACGAUUUGGUGGUAAACUCCUGCUACAUCUGCCAGCAGAAGAAGAGUCUCCAGCAGACAGAGUGCCAGAGACAGCACAGGCAAAUGUACGAUAUCUACAGAAUCUCCUCCGAAUGCAUGGACAGUCCCACAGAGUUCAGCCACUGUCCGUGCUAUUGUUCCAAUCAGAGGAACUUCAUGAAGAGAUACGACAGUGUUAUACGAGAAAUCAGAGCCCCACAGUCUGCGCCUCACAUCACCUUCAUGCAGUGAGAGA